UUUGUUUUUCCUUGAACAAAGACCUUGUUACAAAAUGUGCUCAGCAACGGUUGGCUUCUCCUACGCUUGGAAUACUAUUUAAACCCUGCACCUAUUGCUUGUUUAAAUCAUACCUACUCAACUCAAUCUCAUAUAUUUGAUCCUUCAACAACAAUGAAGUCUCUCAACAUAAACAUAGCUGCUUAUUUUCUGCCCCUGUUUUGCGCCUUUGCUUUUCUUUCGAGCCCUGUUUUCACAGCAGAGACUUGUGAAUAUCCGGCUCUAUUCAACUUCGGCGACUCAAACUCGGAUACGGGUUCAAUGUCGGCCGCAUUCGCCUCCAAGUUGCCGCCUAAUGGAGAUGCUUUCUUUGGCAGACCAAGUGGACGAGUGUCCAAUGGGCGUCUCGUGAUUGAUUUCUUAGCUGAAAGCUUGGGAAAGCCAUUUCUCCACUCUUACCUUGAUUCAAUGGCUGCAAACUUCAGUCACGGCGCAAGUUUUUCAACCUCAGGAUCAACAAUUACGCCACCAAAAUACCUCAUACCAGUCUACUUUGUUCCACAUGGAUGGAGUCCUUUUCCGCUUUAUGUCCAGUUCGUACAAUUCACACAAUUUAAAGACAGAUCAGAGAUGAUCUAUAAUCAAGACCCGAAUUUCAAGUACACGGUGCCGAAGAAGGAACAUUUUUCCAAAGCUCUGUAUACUAUUGACAUCGGCCAAAAUGACAUUGGCAUGGGACUAUUUACAAACAACUCCAUAGAAGCCGUAAAAGCAUCAGUACCCAAUAUGAUGGAAGGACUCAAAUCUCAUAUAAAGGGUAUAUACUCCUUGGGGGCCAGAACAUUCUGGAUACACAACACCGGACCUAUCGGAUGCCUGCCUUAUAUUCUAACAAACUUCCCGGUCUCGGACAAGGAUACCGAUAGUGCUGGUUGCUCAAUCCCUCAUAAUGAGAUCUCAAAGCACUACAAUUACAAGUUGAAGGAGGCUGUCUAUGAGCUCCGGAGAGAGCUCCCUUCAUCUGCAAUCACACUUGUGGAUAUCUACUCUGUUAAAUACUCCAUAUACAAGGAAGCCAAAAGUCUUGGCUUCAAGGAACCUCUAAAGGCAUGUUGUGGUUACGGAGGAAAAUACAAUUACGGGGACAACUUUACAUGUUUCGGUAUCGAGACUAGUAAAACGAUAAAUGGGAAGAAAAUAGCUCUGAAAUCAUGCGAAAAUCCGCGGGAAAGAAUAAGCUGGGAUGGCAUUCAUUACUCAGAAGCUGCUGAUAAGAUUGUAUUCGACCGAAUUUCGACGGGAGCUUUUUCUGAUCCACCCAACACACCACCAAGUAUGGCAUGCCACCAGCGCUCAUCCUCAAAAAACUAAUCAAUAUUUAGCAGAGCUUUUUAAGAAUAAAUGCACCAGAUCAAGAUGUUGUCAGGAUUUUUACUCCCAGGAUAGAGUUAUUGCAAUAGGAAUUUUAUAUUAUCAUCUUGUGCAAUUGGCGUCAUAAUUAUAUAUUUUUCAAGGAAUAAGAUUCUGAAUUCAAUAUCAA
Daucus carota subsp. sativus is the source of this 1519-nucleotide messenger RNA. RefSeq names its product GDSL esterase/lipase At3g26430-like. Gene Ontology annotation, molecular function: hydrolase activity, acting on ester bonds. The transcript has 5 exons. Bases 154 to 1350 code for a protein of 398 amino acids. The record is from RefSeq and is a predicted model, not a curated record. Lineage: Eukaryota; Viridiplantae; Streptophyta; Magnoliopsida; Apiales; Apiaceae.